Bursaphelenchus okinawaensis is the source of this 948-nucleotide messenger RNA. NCBI's taxonomy places the organism in Eukaryota, Metazoa, Nematoda, Chromadorea, Rhabditida, Aphelenchoididae. The record is from the annotation of a GenBank genome assembly.
AUGGAGAAAUCUCGCCUGCGCGUGAUUAUAUGGAAUGAAUUCAAACGCGGAAAUACUGCGGCAGAAACCUUCAGAAUCAUAAACGAAAAUGAGGGUAAGAAUGUUGUGAGUUAUUCUACGGUGACCAGAUGGUUCGCAAAGUUUCGUGUGGACGAUGAGAAGCUUGAAGACAAACCACGUGCAGGAAGACCCAGCAAACUUGACAAAGAUGCCCUGAGGCGCAAGAUUGAAGAUGACCCACAUAUUACAAUCCAGGAGUUAGAAGAGUUAAUAAACUGUGGAAAAAGUACCAUUGGUGAUCAUUUGAAGGCAAUGGGUAUGGUCAAAAAGUUGGACAAAUGGGUGCCUCACAGUUUGACUGAUCUGCAAAAAGCCAAGAGACGAUGUGCUUCCGAAAAGCUUCUGCAACGCUGCAAAAACGAAGAAUUCUUGGAUCGAAUUGUAACUAUUGACGAGAAGUGGAUCUCGUUUAACAAUACUAGAAGAUCUACAAGUUGGUGUAAGCGUGGAGAAGCUCCUAAGCACGUUCCGAAGCCAGAAUUGCACGAAAAGAAGCUUAUGGUGACUGUCUGGUGGUGUAGCUCUGGAGUGAUCCAGUACGAUUUCAUGAAACCUGGCCAAAGUAUUACGGCCGACACCUACUGUGCCCAGAUUGACAAACUGCGACACAAUCUUCCAACAAUGGUCAGAAGGAGGGUCCGAUCAUUCUGCAGGAUAACGCACGGCCCCAUGCUGCAAAGAAGACCGUGGCAAAAUUCAGGGAACUGGGAUACGAAGUCUUGGAGCACCCUCCUUAUUCUCCAGACUUGGCUCCAACGGACUUUCACCUUUUUAAACACUUGUCUUCGUUUCUUAAUGGAAGAAUCUUCAAAACUCCAGACGAUGCCAAGAAUGCCUUCAAGAACUUCAUCAACUCCAGAAACCCGGAAUUCUACAAUCGUGGAAUAA